AUGCGUUCUGUGUGUUUUGUCGAUCAUCUUGAGUUUGAAUUUUCAGGGUCUAUUUUUAAAAACGCAACAGCGUUAGGUGAUGUUGAUAAUGAUGGUGAAAUUGAGCUCAUUGCCGGUAACAUGAAUGGUGAUUUAAUGAUUUACAAGCAUGAUAAAUUAUGGCAAAAAAUAAACAAUCUUGGUAUGAUUACGGCAGUUGGGGUGGGUGACAUAAUGAAUUGUGGCAGUAACGCCCUUGUAAUUGUUUCUGGGGAUGGAUGGUGCCAUAUUUGCCUUUGUCUUCAUCCAAAAACUGAGGACAACGAAGAUAUUACACCAAAUGUAAAACUAGAGCCAGUUCACGUACAGCGAAUCCCACCAAACACCAAGGUAAUGGUGCUAGAAGAUGUCGAUGGUGAUGGAAACGUAGAACUAGUGCUGGGGCUCACAGAUCGAGUUGUUCGAUCGUAUCGUUGGGUACAAAGCGCUACAGGUGGGCGGCUUGUUUGUCUGUUCAAAUGGGAGUGUGCUAACCAGGUAGGAGGAAUAGCACUGAACCGCAAUGAGCAGGGUUUGCCUAAGGUGUUAGUUGCCCAACCAGGAGGCACCAUCAUGAGGAUAAACACAGAAAUCACUCCUACUCCCACGGUCGACAAAGACGGGGAGCAAAUUAAAAGAAAUGAGAACUUGUUGCCGUCCUCUGUGGAGUACCACCCUCUGAUGGCCUCGCGGAUGAGAAACCCGAACAUCAGCACGGAGAUCAUCGCAGACAUGGCCCAGGGAUCGGAUAGUCCCAAGGGGAAAGCCAAGCCGUACGUUGUGGCAACACUGGACGGUACCCUCAUGUUCGUCAAGGAUGAAGAAAUCAUCUGGUCUUAUCAAGUAGAUCAUCAGUUGUUUGCGCUGAGCAAGCUUGAUAUUACUGGAGACGGGCAGGAUGAAAUAGUCGCCUGCUCGUGGGACGGACAGACCUACAUCCUCGACCAGAAGAAGAACAGUGUCCGAUUCCACUUGGAAGAGUCAGUGUCCAGCUUCUGUGCUGGACUGUACUCUCUAACAGCUGACAGCACUCCAUCUCCCUGCUUUGUAUAUGUUACAUUCAACAGCAAGAUUUUACUCUAUUACAACAUCAAAAUUCCAAAGAUGGUGACAGAAAGCCUGAUAUCAAUGAUUUUUGAGUCCGAAGAGGCCAAGGCACUAAUUGGAGAAGAUAUCCUGAAUGACAGAAGGAGACUUCAGCAGUUGAUCAGGUGGUGUUUGUACGGACCUCGAAGACAUACAAAUCAAUUAUGUGAGCGAGAAUCUUCCAAUGUUACCUAAGACUACUAAAUACAAAAUGUUAACUAUUAAAUUUGUUAGUAAGUAAAAGUCGUUUGUGUUUUGU
This is a messenger RNA of Macrosteles quadrilineatus (aster leafhopper), 1363 nucleotides long. RefSeq names its product KICSTOR complex protein ITFG2-like. Lineage: Eukaryota; Metazoa; Arthropoda; Insecta; Hemiptera; Cicadellidae. Gene Ontology annotation, cellular component: KICSTOR complex. The record is from RefSeq and is a predicted model, not a curated record. Gene Ontology annotation, biological process: regulation of TOR signaling. The transcript has 5 exons. Bases 1 to 1299 code for a protein of 432 amino acids.